CCCCGGACCGCUGCACCAAACCCUCAACGCCGCCUACCUUGCCUUACCCAUUUCCGACACUAAUUCUAGGCAGGCCUUAACACUUAGCGUUUGGAGACAGUAUGAGGCAGGCAAAAGCUCGUGCGCCAAGAGCUAGCGGACUCGCGGAGCAUUUCGAAUAGGAAGUUCUCUUCUGUUCCAUUUUGGCUUCCUCGCCACAACUGUCCGUACUUAAUAAUUAGGUCUGCGAGUAUUUACUAUCCGCAGCAAUGGCGGACCACCACAUGAUGUUGGACCUACAGGCGCGCGGCAUGCACGCCGCCUCGCUGCCGUUCCAACCCCACCAUCCCGCGGCCCUCGCGCACGUGCACCCGCACCACCUCCAGCCACCGCUGCCGCCGCCGCCGCAGGCGCUCCAGCAUCAGCUGCCGCACCAGCACGUGCCGCAACACCCGCACCACGCGCAGCACCACCAGGACCAGCAGCAGCGAGCGCUGCAGCACCAGCCUCCGCAGCAGCAGCAGCAGCAGCAGCAGCAAGGCCUUGGCAUGGGUAUCUCGCAGCCGGGGGCUUCCCAGCAUCAAGCGCCACGUCAUCAUCAGCAGCAUCUCGCGAACGUGCAGCACCUUGGGGGCUCUGACGUGGAGGUGGGCAUGGAUGACGUGGACGUGGCGGAGGGCGAGGAGGGCGUGAUGGACGACGACGACGGCGACGACGGCGAGCACGGCGGCGCGGGGUCGGGCGAGCACGACCACGAGGGCGGGAUGACCGCGGGCGACGGCGGGAUGGGCGGCGCGAUGCGCGGGGGCGGGCCGAACAUGCUGUCGCUGUCGUACCACGGCGAGGUGUACGUCUUCGACUCCGUGCCGCCCGAAAAGGUGCAGGCGGUGCUGCUGCUGCUGGGCGGCAGGGAGGUGCCGCCAUCCAUGGCCAAUAGCGUGCCGCACCACCACUUCAAGCACCUGGGCGGCGGCGUGGGGGCGGAGCUGCCGGUGCGGCUGAACCAGCCGCAGCGCCUGGCGUCGCUGAACCGGUUCCGGGAAAAGCGCAAGGAGCGUAACUUCGACAAGAAGAUCCGCUACAGCGUGCGCAAGGAGGUCGCGCAGCGCAUGUGUCGGAAGAAGGGGCAGUUCGCGUCCAACCGGGGGGGGGGCUCGUUCUUUGAGGACCCGCUGCCGGAGGUGGGGGAGAGCAGCGCGCACGACAGGACCGACGCCGCGCCUGAAGCCAUCUGCCACCACUGCGGCACGAGUGAGAAGGCCACCCCCAUGAUGCGGCGAGGGCCCAAGGGGCCGCGCACGCUGUGCAACGCAUGUGGACUGAUGUGGGCCAAUAAGGGCGUGCUGCGCGACCUCACCAAGGGCCCGCCCGCCAUCCCCAUGCUCUCGCAGCUCGCGUCAGCACCCGGGGGGGUGGCAGUAGGGGCAGCAGGGGGGGCUGCAGGUGGUGCCAUGGUGGGGGCCAUGCAAGGGACGCCCGCAGGAAUGGGUGCAGGCAUGGGUGCAGGCAUGGGUGCAGGCAUGGGUGCAGGCAUGGGUGCAGGCAUGGCGGCAGGGGCAGAUGCAGGGGCAGGGGCUGGCUUGGAGCAGCAGCAACAACAGCAGCAGGAGCAGGAGGAGCAGCAGGGGCAGCGGGAGCAAGCGGCACACGUGGCGAUUGGGGCGCAAGAGCAGCAAGGGCGCCAGCAGCACUUCAUGCACCAGGACGCCACUGAGGUGGGCUUCCCCGUGCAGCCGGCCCACCUGGACUCGCAGCAGCUGCAGCAGCUGCAGCAGCUGCAGCAGCUGGCAGGCGCGCAGCACACCGCCAUGGGGCCGGGGGAGCCGCAGCAGCGGGGGGGGUUGGAGCAGCAGGAGCAUGAGCAGCUCUCGCAUGCGCAGCAGGAGCACUCUGAGAGGGACGGGCAGGAGCAGCAGGGGGGGGAGGAGGAGGGCGAGCAGGGGGAGGAGCAGCAGAGGGGAGCAAAGAGGAGGCGAGAGGAGCAAGAGGAGGAUGGGGAGGGAGCAGAAGGGGAGGGGCGGGAGUUGCUGGAGGAGCGAGGGGGAGGCGGUGGGGUGGAGGGCGGGACGAGAGGGGAUGAUGGGGGGGAAGGGGAAGAUGAGGGGGAGGGUGGAGGGAAGCACAACGCAUAUGGCGUGGAAGGUUCCAGCCACGGGGAUGCACGGGAGGGGGCAGGUGACUGGGACAGGGAGGGGGAGGGGGCUGGAGUGGGGGGUUCAGACGAAGCAAAGGAGGAUGAAGAGGUGGAGACCGGAGAGCAUCGGGGUCCAGGAGAUGAGGAGGGGGAGGAGAUGGGGAGAGGGGAGGGCAACGGUAGGGUGGAUAGUCCAAGCUGAGGUGAUGGGUUGGUGGAUGAUGAGCGCGCAUCCAACAUGCAUUAGACAGGGAGGGCAAUUGGGCCCUUGCGAGCAGUCGUUGGCUCGUAGCCGUGUGUGCGAAGGGCUGGGUUUUGCUUUGACAUGUCAAAACCGAGUCGUGUGUGCCUCCCCUCUGCCUGCCCUCCCUCGCUGCCAAUCUUCGAGUCUACUGCGCCUCGAUUCGCUGCUCCCAGGUGCCUCGUUGCGAGUCAAGCGGCUGGGAUGGCGGCAGAGCUCUCAGCAACCACCAGUAGCCAUCGCCGGAGUGCUCCUCCAGAUGACCCCCUCUUGUGUGCUUGGGAGUGCUUCCUGCUUUGCCACACCGCAGGAAGGAAGCCCGCCUGUGACUCUGCCUGAGUCACUAAUCCACUGAUUUCUUGGUUGACUAGUGAUUUCCAAGUCUUCCCCUUGCCCUUCCUCUGCCUCAAAACAAAAACCCAUGCGUGUAAUUCACAGGACUGCAAACAAACUGGAAAUGUGAUU
Molecule: messenger RNA, 2819 nt
Organism: Closterium sp. NIES-67
Lineage: Eukaryota; Viridiplantae; Streptophyta; Zygnematophyceae; Desmidiales; Closteriaceae
Source: the annotation of a GenBank genome assembly